AAUUAAAAAUAUUUUAAGUUGUAUUCAUGUUUACCUUUGAAAAGUAACAGAAGUGUUGUAGUUUAGAAAUUUCAAACGAUUUAAAUUCGAGCAAAAUACGUAGUUUGCCAUUUUGAUUAGCCUAUCUUAUUCAACCCAGCUUUAAAGGCCAGCCGCAUAAUCAGAAUAUCCAGCGCGUGACGCUUCUCGUUUAUGAUUCGAGACAAUGUCUGCUGAUCGUUCGCUUCCAAGUUCUUCAAGAGCAACAACAAGCAGUGACCGCGGAAACGACACUCAACUAGCGGCCUCAACAGUACAAGAUCGGGAGUUUGAACAAAAAGAGCAAAAAAUAAACCCUAAAAUGUCAAAGGCCCUCAGUACUAGUGCUAAAAGAAUCCAAAAAGAACUGGCAGAGAUUACACUUGAUCCACCGCCAAACUGCAGUGCAGGGCCUAAAGGUGACAAUCUCUAUGAAUGGGUAUCUACCAUCCUUGGGCCUCCAGGAUCUGUUUACGAAGGAGGAGUCUUCUUCCUGGACAUCCAUUUUUCUCCAGAAUAUCCUUUCAAACCACCAAAGGUAACAUUUCGAACAAGAAUUUAUCACUGCAACAUCAACAGUCAAGGAAUGAUCUGUCUGGACAUUCUGAAGGAUAACUGGAGCCCUGCUCUCACUGUCUCGAAAGUUCUGCUGUCGAUAUGUUCUUUGCUGACAGAUUGUAACCCAGCUGAUCCAUUAGUCGGAAGUAUUGCCACCCAGUACCUUCAGCAUCGUGAAGAGCAUGAUCGCAUUGCUCGACUCUGGACAAAACGAUAUGCUACCUAAAAAGUGCUGCUGUGCUCAUUCAUUUUUUUAAAAAAAUAAGUGUAAAUGAGAUGUAGUUAUUACAUUUGGCCUAUUGAAAAUAGAUACAACUGACUGUCUCGCCUCCCAACCAAGCCUCUGGAGAUCAAUACUUGGACAGACUAUCUAUUACUAUAUUUUGUUGGGUAGUGAGAAACUUAAUCAUGCAUCAACUUUAUUUCUCAAGGAUUAUGUAUAUAAAGAAUUAUACAAACAUAAAAAAGCUACAGUGUAAUUUCUGCUUUACCGUAGCAUGCUGGAACAAUUGAAUAAUUGUGAAUAAUUUUACUCGGGGGUUUUAACUCAAGUUAGAGCCAGUUUAUCUGAAAAAUAUAUCAAUUACUACCCUUUAUUUUAUGUGAUUUUGUAAAAAAAGUAACUAUUCUCAAUAUUUUAGCAAUAAAGUUAGAAAGACCUUUACUCUCCAGAUAAUAAAAAAAUAAAAAGAAUUUCAGCAAACAUUUUGCCAUCAUCAGGGCUAGGAGUACAAGAACUGUUCUUGUACCAAGAGCCCUGCAAGAAAGUUUUUUAUUAUUAACUGGAAAGUAAAGGUAAUUUUUUCUAACAUUACUGCCAAAAUAUCUAAAUCACUCUAUUAUGCAUUACAAAUUUUGGGAAAACCAACCAAAUAUUCUCCUUUUUUAUAUUGUCACAGUUAUUAAGAUAGCAAAAAUCCAGUAUUAUAGUGCAGCUACUGUUAAGAGUAAACAUGCUUUUAGCUAUCUUAUGAAUCUUUUAGACACAAGUUAACAUAUCAACUAUUGUUGUAGAAUUGACCUCCAAAGUAAUAUAUAAAUAUUAGAGUUAGUACAGAAACAAUAAGAAGUCUUGGUUUGAAAAAAAGCAGUAAUGAAUUGAUGCCAGAGACUUUUACUGAAGAUCACUCAAAUAAUGAUUUACAGAAAAAAAAAUGUUGAUAAAGUUAUGCUCUUUAAGGUUUUACAGCAGUAUAUCUGUAACAAUCAAAUCAUCCACAAGUUGUAUUGUGGUUUAAAUUAUUUUAACUGCAAAAAUAAUAUAGAACUUAACAUUCUGUCCAAUGUCUAAAUCAGAAAGUAAAUAUUUUCCUUAUAAAAAUUUAAAUACUUGACAGCCUAAAAAAUAUUGUGGAAGAAAAUAUGAAAUGGUGGUUCUGACAACUGUACAAGUUAAAUCUCUUAGGAUCAGUUUGUGUAAUAGGUCUUUCUAGACUUUUAUUUUAAUAAUUCUAUAGACAUGUGUCAAAAUGUUUUUUAAAAUAGUGUAAUUACGAUCAAAAUGUUAUUGUUUGAUUGAUAACAUAGUAAUUAAAAUUACCAAAUAAUUAGGUGUCAAAAAAAAAGACAAAAGGUCAUCUUCACUGUGCUUGUUGAAUGUUCUGUACGUGUGUUUGAAAUUAGUAUGUAACAAAAACAAAAGAUUGUCUUCACUAUGUUUGUUGAAUGUUCUGUACCUGUGUUUGAAAUUAGUAUGUAACAAA
This is a messenger RNA of Limulus polyphemus (Atlantic horseshoe crab), 2279 nucleotides long. RefSeq names its product ubiquitin-conjugating enzyme E2-24 kDa-like. Gene Ontology annotation, biological process: protein polyubiquitination. The coding region runs from base 206 to 802 and encodes 198 amino acids. The transcript has 6 exons. The record is from RefSeq and is a predicted model, not a curated record. Lineage: Eukaryota; Metazoa; Arthropoda; Merostomata; Xiphosura; Limulidae. Gene Ontology annotation, molecular function: ubiquitin conjugating enzyme activity. Gene Ontology annotation, cellular component: nucleus.